Messenger RNA from Andrographis paniculata, 2991 nucleotides. RefSeq lists its product as uncharacterized. Gene Ontology annotation, biological process: regulation of DNA-templated transcription; chloroplast organization. Bases 584 to 1738 code for a protein of 384 amino acids. Gene Ontology annotation, molecular function: double-stranded DNA binding. Gene Ontology annotation, cellular component: chloroplast. Lineage: Eukaryota; Viridiplantae; Streptophyta; Magnoliopsida; Lamiales; Acanthaceae. The transcript has 4 exons. The record is from RefSeq and is a predicted model, not a curated record.
UAAUUCCUUUCUCGAUUUCCUCGUUGUUUCGCGCGAAAGCUUCGAGGAGAGGGAAAACGUUAACACAGAGAAGGAAGAUUCUGAGAUGGAGAAGGUUGGGGAACGUAAGCUAGAAGAAGAACUUAAGUGCCAGACUGCAAUACGAUGCGCCAAAGCUGCGUUGCUGUUGUCUUCUCUUAAAACCUUCACAAUUUAUUCAACCGCCGAGGCGACGGCUCACCAACUCGAGGAUGUGGAGAAAAUUGAGAUGCUAAAGAUAGAGUUAGUGAAGGAGAUUCAAAAGUUUAAGCAUAUGAGACGCUGGAUUGGAGUUUUUGUGCUUUCUUACAUCCUUCUCAUUGCUUCUGCAAUUUGCUACCAUUUGUUAGCACUGGAAUUUUGACUGUUGCGCUGUCUAAGGCAAUGGCAAUGGCAAUGUCAAUGGCGAUGGCGAUGGCGUGGAUCAUCUUCCAACUGUGAUUUCCGUCCCGCAGGUCACCAGUUUCAUCCUCGAGCUCUCAAUUCUGCAGGCAAGUGAUUUGAUUUUAUAACCUCAACUGAUAUACCUCCACAUUUCAGUGGAGGGUGGUUUAUUCCUUCCAAAAUGGUUUCAAUUCUGCGCAAAAAUCUCACCUCUUUGUUUCCGAAUCAUGCUUCCUACCACCGUCUUUCUCCCUUGAUUUCUUCUCUGCGCUAUUUCUCCACUUCCAAGGACGGGGAGUGCGCUGCCUCGCCUGCACUCUUCGAUUUAUUGCGCAAUAAGCACCAAUUUUCGAUUCAAGCUGCUUCAAAAGUCACCUCUUAUCUAAAUCGAGUGAAAAGCAGAGUCAAAGACCCUGAGAAUACCGAUUCAAUACUGUCAUAUCUCAAGGAGUGCGGCUUCUCGAUCGCUCAAUUGGAGAAAUUCGCGAAAUACAGGCCUGAUGUUCUCAAAGUAGAUCUCGAGAGUACCGUUAAACCCAAAAUUAGGGUUCUUACAGAUUUGGGAUUUUCUUCAGACGACGUUGCCAAGAUGCUCUCGACCAAUCCUUCGAUUUUGCUGUUAAACUUGGAAACUAGAGUUAUUCCUUCUUUCUCUAUUCUGAAAGGUUUGUUGGGAUCAAAUGAUGCUGUAGCGAAGCUCUGGAAGGCAUCGCCAUGGUUUUUAGUUGGUAAUUUGGAGAAGACAUUGGUUCCCAAUGUCGAAUUCUUGAAGAGCUGUGGUAUACCUAUGGAGCGCGUGUUUGUUCUUCUCAACAAGGAUCCGAAUUGCCUGUUGUUGAAUCCAAAAGUUGUUAGGAACUCUGCAGAACUGGCUGAGAAAAUGGGAGCUCAAAGAUGCUCUAACAUGUUCAUUUAUUGCAUUCGAGCUAUUGCUUCAUUUUCUCCCAAGACUUGGGAGCUCAAGUUGCAGGCAUUGCGGGAUCGUGGGUUUUCGGAAUGUGACAUAAACACACUUUUUAGGAAGGCACCGCAAAUGUUUUGCUUGUCCGCAGAAAGAUUGAUAAGAGCAACAGAUUUUAUUAUCAUCAAUGGCAAGUACAAUAUGGCUUGCAUUCUUACAUACCCAACGGCGCUUGGAUGUAGCAUAGAGAAGAGGUUGAAGCCUCGCUUUCGGGUUGUGGAAAUUUUGGUUAGUAAGAAGUUGAUUAAAUGCCGUCCUGUCCUUGGCGCGGUUACCUUGUUAUCAGAACAGAGGUUCUUCGAUAAAUUUGUUGCUCCUUAUAUAGAUGAAGUUGGCAAAGUGUAUGCUGCAAAGAGUUUGGCAAUAGCCGAAUGAGAAAAUAGCUAUGAAUCAUGGAGUGGAGGUAUAGGAAGUAGUAGUUACUCUUUUGUUGGUUUUUUAUGCUAAUUGGGUAGUAGCCAACGUUUUGUUUUGAGUAUGUUCUGUUUAUUAGCAUUAGAUUCUUUUAAGCUAAUAUCAGUUUUUAUAAUAAUCUUGUGUAUGCUAAACACUUGGAACGAUUUUGGAGCACACAUUGAAUACAUAAUUCCUCAUCUUUCAUUGUAUCGAAUGAAGAUGUACUGCUCGUUGAUUUUACAUGUUUUGUUCUAUUGGUUUUGUAUGGAUCUUUGCUAGAAAUAACAGAGAAGGCGUUUAGUGUCCAAAUAUCCGAUCUUCUGCAUUAUUUCUUGAUGUGUUUAAGUCAUUGGUGUGCUUGUACUCUUCGUCUUGUCAUUUGUUUUAGUUUUUAAAUGACUUGAUAAUAUAGUAGAACACCAUAUACGGUAUACCAGGUGCCUGUUUUGUGGUUCAUAUGUUGUCAGGACAUGGUCUGCCUCGAAGAGAAAAUUUAAAGGGGCAUUGAAGUAUAUGAAAGCAAUGUUUGAAAUAUGUUCCAUCUGUUUUGCUGCUUUGAUCGGUAAUUGACUGUGAUAGGUGAUGCUCCUGUUUCUUUUUAAUCGUACAACUUUUACUCGGCUGCUGAAUCUAUCGUCCUGUAAUGCUUGGAAAACAUUGCACUUGUUUUGGCGUUCGGCAGGAGAAGUUGUACAGAAAUACUGCUGAAAAAUUGAGGUUUAAUUCAUGGCAAAGGGGUCAUUAUAUUCUUGCUGGUCUAAGCUCUCGAUCGACUAUCUUGCUUGUAUCAAGUCUCUUGAUGGCGCUGGAUUUUGCGACUCUUCACCGGGCUUUUUCAUAUCUUGAAUGCUCCAGCUACAGAUAAGUAAAGCCCCUUCUUGGCCUUAAACUCUACUUGUUCCUUUGCCGGGCAACUGAAAAAUGCACUGUAUUUUAUCACAGCUUUGAAAUGCAUCUUUUCCGAUCAAAACUCCGGUGGAAGGUCCGGCAACGACCAUUUGAUGAAGCUCAAGGGAUAAGUGUAUCUUGGUAUUUAUUUCACACAUCAUCAAUAUCUUUCGGGUGUGUUUGUUUGGAGGUUUGGAUUUUGAGAUGGGAUUUGAAUAGUAAAAAUUUUGAAUUUGAAUAGUUGUACGAUGUGAUAUAAAUAGGUGUUGAUGUGAUGUUUUGAAUGUAAAAUUGAUUUUUAGUAUAAUAUAAAAAAUGAAAAAUAAGUGUUUGAUUUGAUGUUU